Molecule: messenger RNA, 1344 nt
Organism: Mollisia scopiformis
Lineage: Eukaryota; Fungi; Ascomycota; Leotiomycetes; Helotiales; Mollisiaceae
Product: FAD/NAD(P)-binding domain-containing protein
Exons: 1
Coding region: 22-1305 (427 amino acids)
Biological process (GO): secondary metabolite biosynthetic process
Molecular function (GO): FAD binding
Source: RefSeq, a predicted model, not a curated record
UUCAAAUCUUAAUCAAAAACAAUGACAAUCAACAUAGCAAUUGUCGGUGGCGGUAUAGCCGGCCUUUGCCUUGCUCGUGGGCUGGUGCGGCACCCACAUCUUCAGGUUACGGUCUACGAAGCAACACAAAGAUAUCUAGAUAUCGGCGGCGGACUCGCUUUCCAUGGCAAUGCAAUGCGUGCCCUCGAGCUUAUAGAUCCAGAGCUUCAAGCUGAGUAUUUUCGGCGUGCAACGGUCAUGAAUGAGCGGGACGUGGAGAUGGCAACUCAAGUGCUGGUAGGAGAUGCCGUAGCUGAAGAUGGUGGGUCUGUGUUACUAGCCGAGCUAGGAAAAGCAAAGGGAAGAAAGACUGUUGCUCGAAGCGACUUGUUAGAAGGCUUGUUGAGUCUCAUACCAGGCGGUGUUGUCAAGUUUGGGAAAAGGCUCGCUCAGAUCGAGGAGAAGUCAACCAACGGUGCAAUUGGUGCAACGAACAUCUCCUUGACUUUCAAGGACGGCACCACGGCUACGGCAGAUGUGGUUAUCGGAUGUGAUGGUGUGCACAGCGUCAUCAGGAAGUAUCUACUUGGAGCCGAUCAUCCCGCCGUUGGAUUGAAGAACCAUGAUGCUUGGCAGUGGAUUCGACGCUCUGUACCUGCCGAAGAAGUCAUGAAGUUGAAUGAAAGAUUGCUGUCGUAUGUACCCAUCUUUUGCGGACACGGCGCAUACAUGAACUGCCUUCCUACUCAUUUCGGAAAAACUUUGAAUGUCGCCGUGGUUCAGAUAUCCAAAGAUUCCAGAUUGACAGUCAGCUCUGAGAAGGACGGUGUUCAAGAGACACCCGAUAUCAUUACUCCGGAAGCUUUUUCUCAUUGGACAAAAGAUGCCAGAGACAUCGCGACACUGGCUCUGCGGGACCCAAGCACAGAAUGGAAGCUAGAAGAUCAUGAUCCGGCACCGUUCUACUCUCGUGGUAGGAUAUGCAUGAUCGGUGAUGCGGCACACGCCACAAUGCCUUUCAACGGACAAGGCGCGGCUCAGUCCAUUGAAGAUGCGGCGCUUUUGACGGCACUAUUUGAGCAUGUCACUAAACUCGAGCAAGUCGAAAAGGCACUCGGCGUGUACGACGAGUUGCGGAGACCUAGGACCCAGAAGAUAGCCGAAUUGAGCAGACAAUUUGGUCGAAUGUAUGCGUUUGCUGAAGAAGGAGUGGGCGAUGAUUUGGGGAAAAUGCGUGCUAUCUUAGGUGCUGGGGCGAAGUAUACGAAUGAUGUUGAUCUGAAGGCAUUGAAUGAGGAGGCUGUAAGGAACUUCCUAGCCAAAUAGACUUGUUCUUCUCAUAGUUUCCUUUGACUUUUAUUCCUG